Messenger RNA from Triticum turgidum subsp. durum (durum wheat), 1719 nucleotides. The record is from the annotation of a GenBank genome assembly. NCBI's taxonomy places the organism in Eukaryota, Viridiplantae, Streptophyta, Magnoliopsida, Poales, Poaceae.
AUGGCCUCGCCGAAGCUCGCCGCCGGCGACGGCAGCUACGACUUCCACCUACGCUCGCUCUCCGCCGCAUCACGGGACUCCGCCGCGGCCGCCGAUCCCGCCUCCGACCCCAACCUCCUCCAGUCCGUGCGGAUGGUGUUCGAGAUGUGCAAGGAGGCCAAGGGGGCCAACGACGAGAUGGUGGCGCGGGCGUUUCCCGUGAUGAACAAGCUCUUCCAGCGCUGCGCCGCCGCGCCCACGCUCUCCACGGCCUCCACCGGCGUGCUCCUUCUGACCAUUCUGCAGUUCUUCCUGGACUUUGGGGAGGCGGUCUUGCACGAUGCUGAUGGUAGCUUGAAAACCUUCUUCCGCUCUUGCUUAAGUAGGGAGUUUUCAGACCCUAUUGUCGCAGAACGCACGCUUGAAUUCCUGAUAGCGAACAAGACGAAGAUCUUGAACAGCUUCCCCGCCUUGGUUCCGCAGUUCUUCCCAUUGCUGCUGAAGUUGAUUGCAUCAAAUGGUGAUAGGUUGGAUAAGAAGUUCUCAGAAGUGCUCCCAUUGAUGAUGUCAGCAGGAUCUUUUCUUCCUCUCUUCCUGUCCCUUAUGGAUCUGCCAAUGUUAGUGGUAGCACUGGAAAAGGUGGAAAGAAGUUCUGGAACUCUCAUCGGUAGUAGUUUAGCUACUAUACAGAAGAGUGCUGCUCCUGAGAUGCUCCUUGCACUGAUGGAUGAGGCAUAUACUGGCUCCUCAAUAGAAGAUCAAAGUGGCAAUUCAGGUUCUGAUGAUAGUGGUCGUCUAGACCUUGCUGACCCAAUGUUCCUUGACCUUCUAAAAGACGAGAAUGAUGGCAUUGCUGCAAAACAUUGGACAUCCCCUACGAUAUCUUCAACGUUACAAGCUGCACUUAACAGCCCACAGUCUGACAGAUUAAAACAAUCACUGAAAAUGGCACCUCACUUUCUUACUGUAUUUUUUGCAACAGCAUUGCGGGACGUCAACAACUCACUCUUGUGUGCUCUGAUUCCAGUAGUUAUGUCAAGAUAUGCUGCGAUGUUCCCUGACAAGGAUUUUUCUUUCGAGGUGAGGAAAAAGCUGUCGGAUUUCUUAUUGGCUGCAUUCCAGCGCUCCCCUGACAUCAUUGCCCUACUAAAGAAGCCUAUUACUGAUAGACUCGGGGAGGCCCAUGGUAAUCCUGCAAAGAUGGAAUUAGCACUGCAUUUGUGUUGGGCCAUUGGUGAGCAUGGAGCAGGAGGGAUAAAGCACAAAGAUGUAGCACGUGAACUAUUUGAAAAUCUGGAGUUGCUACUAUACGAAAACCUGGCAACUAGUCGUUUGGGAUUAAGUCAAGACCCAGGGUUCGAUUCUAUGGGUGCAAGCUCUAGAAAGUCAUCCCAAGCUAGGCUCCUAUGCUUUGUGGUGACUGCCAUUGCGAAGCUAGCAACUUGCCAUAACGAGCUGCUUCCAAGAGCACGUGUGUCAUUGGCUAAGGUCGCUCGGUCCAGGACCUCAGACAGGCGAGUCUGGCAGCGCGCCUGUGACUACUUAGGGCUCAUGAAUGAACCAGCCAUUUGUUUGUCUGUACUGGGACCAUCCACUGCCCAAGGAAAUGGUCCUGGGAUUGUGAACUGGAGCGAAGGAGGAACCAAGAUGGUAGCUCACAUUCCGUUUUACCUUUUAGCAGAACAGAAAGGUCCACCAUCUCAUGAUUUUUCAUAUGCGGACCUCCUCCCCGCAGAAUGA